UCCACUGAACUGUAGUCCCGAUGAAGUUUGAGUGGUGAUGUGUAAGAGCGACCCGGUUUAGAUUUUAUUUUCGAGGAAAUAUUCAUAUUUUCUGGAUAAAUAAAACAGAAUUUUCACUGGUAGCACAAUCCAGCCGUUGACCACAAUGAAUUUCAAUGCAAAUGCUGGGGUUCGUCAUCGUAAGUUGGACGAGACUCAGGGAGGCCCCACGAGAAAGCCAAAGCGUGUCAGCGAUGUGAACGCAAUGGGUCUGACGGCUCCUGUGUCCCAAUUUGUUCCAGAUGCUCCAUAUGAUGCUGGCGCACCGGCGAUGCAGCCAAGUUAUGUCGCGUCAGGAUUUAAUGGAGCGCCCGCUCCUGGACCGCAAACAUACAGCGGUUUUCCGGGCGGACAACAGCCAAUGCCCGGCCCGCAGCCACCAAAUCAGUUUUCGAGUUAUCCAGGCAGUGGGCCAGGUAUGGCGCCACAAUCACAGGGAAUGCCUCCCGGACCACCAGGCGGGCCCGGUGGGAUUCCGCCUCAGUUUGCAAUGUUCCAACAACCAAUCGUCCAGGACAUGGCCAUGCAGUACGGACAACGCCUUGCCGAUCAGGGUAAACAACUAGUGGAGAAUCAAUUCGAGAAAUGGGUGCCGGUGACGCGACUCAAAUAUUAUUUCGCUGUCGACAACAAGUACGUGGUUAACAAGAUGCGGUUGCUGUUCUUCCCAUUUAUUCAUAAGGAUUGGUCAUUAAAAUACGAUCACGACAAUCCCGUUCAACCACGUUACGACAUCAAUGCGCCUGACCUCUACAUCCCGACCAUGGCUUACAUCACCUACGUCGUAGUGGCUGGAUUAGUUUUGGGCAUGCAAAAUCGAUUCUCUCCCGAACAAUUAGGUUACCAAGCAUCCAGUGCGCUGGCAUGCAGUAUAUUCGAAUUGAUUGUCUAUUCCAUAACAUUGUACGUGACGAAUAUCCCGACGACACUGAAAACACUAGAUCUCCUGGCGUAUUCCAGCUAUAAGUAUGCAACGAUUGUAUUUUGUAUCUUAGUCAGCAUAUUGUUUAAGAAGUCCGGCUAUUACACGGCGUUGAUUUACUGCAGUUUAUCCUUAGGGUUCUUUUUGCUUCGAACACUCAAAGCCAAAGUCUUACACGAUCCUGCACAAUCCACAACGCCAGUGGGGGCGCCCAGCUACGACCCAUACGGAAUGCCACAGCAACAAGCCGACUAUUCAAUCGGUCGAAAGCGGAAGUUGUACUUCCUUUUCCUGGUAGCGGGAAGCCAAGCGGUGCUCUCAUUCUGGCUCUCCAUGCAUUUAAUACCCGUUGAAAAGUCAAUUCCGAAUUUCCCCAGCACUUAGAAAAGUUCAAACUCAUACACAUAAAAUACCGAGGGACUAUUUAUCAUCAUUUUUUAUAUAACAUGGGCGAAGAAGACGUAGAAAAAAAAAGUGUUGAAUCGUUAGAUAGUGUUGAGAGUUGGAGGAAAGGACCCGUUUGUUAAAACCAUUGAUAUAAGUUCGAAUGCCACGCAUUGAUGGAUUGUUUCAAGCUCUUUAUUCUUUUUACUGAAUGUGCAAACAGCAAGGAUGAGAUACUUGUAAAAUUGUGUAAAAAAAAACAGAAGAUAUUGUCGAAGUAACUUUAACUGCAUAGAGAUGGAGGCAAACUUAAAAUAUAAUAUUGUUUUAUAUGAAA
Messenger RNA from Hermetia illucens (black soldier fly), 1682 nucleotides. It is a transcript of the gene Yif1, whose product is annotated as protein YIF1B. The coding region runs from base 146 to 1345 and encodes 399 amino acids. The record is from RefSeq and is a predicted model, not a curated record. Gene Ontology annotation, cellular component: COPII-coated ER to Golgi transport vesicle; endoplasmic reticulum membrane; endoplasmic reticulum-Golgi intermediate compartment. NCBI's taxonomy places the organism in Eukaryota, Metazoa, Arthropoda, Insecta, Diptera, Stratiomyidae. Gene Ontology annotation, biological process: endoplasmic reticulum to Golgi vesicle-mediated transport. The transcript is spliced from 4 exons.